Molecule: messenger RNA, 2855 nt
Organism: Panthera uncia (snow leopard)
Lineage: Eukaryota; Metazoa; Chordata; Mammalia; Carnivora; Felidae
Gene: GATA5
Product: GATA binding protein 5
Exons: 6
Coding region: 386-1603 (405 amino acids)
Biological process (GO): positive regulation of transcription by RNA polymerase II; cardiac muscle tissue development; cell fate commitment
Cellular component (GO): nucleus
Molecular function (GO): DNA-binding transcription factor activity, RNA polymerase II-specific; zinc ion binding; RNA polymerase II cis-regulatory region sequence-specific DNA binding
Source: RefSeq, a predicted model, not a curated record
CGGGAUUCCCUGCGGGACCGCGCGGCCCCGGGCUCCCAGUCUCCAGCCCGCCUGUCGCCCGCCCGCCGAGACCACCGCGCCCUCCGCUCCUCGCCCCCAGCCCGUGAGCGCCCCACCGGGCCCGGCGCCCUCUCCCAGCGCGGCGCCCCCGCCCCCCCAACCGCGGGCCCUGGCGAGCGCACCCCGGGAAGCUCGGAGGCCCGGCCGUGGAGGAGGUGAGCUCGGCGUUCGGGCUGCGCCGGGGCCGCCGGGGGCCACCCGCGCCCCGCCGUGCUGACCCCGCGGCCCGCUGCGGAGCGGGGACGCGGGCGCCGAGGCGGCGCACAGCGCCCGGGAGCUCGACGCCGGCGCCCCCUCCCCGCGGGUCCGGGCCGCGUCGGGGAAGAUGUACCAGAGCCUGGCGCUGGCCCCGAGCCCCAGCCAGGCCGCCUACGCCGACUCGGGCGCCUUUCUGCACGCGCCGGGCGCCGGCUCCCCGGUGUUCGUGCCGCCCGCGCGCGUCCCCUCCAUGCUGCCCUACCUGCCGGCGUGCGAGCCGGGCCCCCAGGCCCCCGGGCUAGGCGCGCACCCCGGCUGGGCGCAGGCGGCGGCCGCAGACUCCUCAGCCUUCGGCUCCGGCGGCCCGCACCCGCCGGCCGCCCAGCCGCCCGGAGCCACCGCCUGCCCCUUUCCGCACGGCCCCCCCGGGCCCGGCAGUGGGGGCGGCGCGGGGACCCGCGACGGCGGCGCCUACCAGGGCGCGCUGCUGGCGCGCGAGCAGUACCCGGCCCCGCUGGGGCGGCCGGUGGGCGCGUCCUACCCCGCCGCCUACCCCGCCUACGUGAGCACCGAGGUGGCUCCGUCCUGGACCUCCGGACCCUUCGAAGGCAGCGUCCUGCACGGCCUCCAGGGCCGCCCGGCUGGCCUCCCGAGCCGCAGAGCCACCUUCGUGCCGGACUUCCUGGAAGAGCUCCCUGGCGAGGGUCGCGAGUGUGUCAACUGCGGGGCCCUCUCCACGCCGUUGUGGCGCCGUGACGGCACCGGCCACUACCUGUGCAACGCCUGCGGCCUCUACCACAAGAUGAACGGAGUCAACAGGCCGCUCGUGCGCCCACAGAAGCGCCUGUCCUCGUCCCGCCGCGCUGGCCUCUGCUGCAGCAACUGCCACACGACCAACACCACGCUGUGGCGGCGCAACGCGGACGGCGAGCCGGUGUGCAACGCCUGCGGUCUGUACAUGAAGCUGCACGGGGUGCCUCGGCCCCUGGCGAUGAAGAAGGAAAGCAUCCAGACGCGGAAACGCAAGCCCAAGAACGCUGCGAAGACCAAGGGCUCUUCAGGAUGCAGCACAGGGAACCCCGCGGCCUCCCCGCCCGCUGUCCCGGACACUGAGAGCUCAGCAGCUACAUUGAAACCCAAAUCCAACCUGGCAUCCCCUUCGUGCCCUGGGUCCAGCGUCACCUCCCAGGCCUCUGGCCAGGUGAACGACCCCCUGGCUCCCAGCCACUUGGAGUUCAAGUUCGAGCCCGAGGACUUUGCCUUCCCCUCUGCAGCCCUGGGCCCCCAGGCUGGCCUCGGCGGGACCCUGUGCCAGGAGGCCUGGUGUGCACUGGCCUUGGCCUAGGGCCUCGGGCGUCCAUCGGACCCGCCUCGCUGCCUGCCUGGCUCCAGCACAGCAGAGGGAGACCAUCAGGUCCAUCCACCAGAAGACGAGCCAGCGGGACCUUGAGGCGCUGGGCAUCCCUCAACACGGUGGCGGGGAGGUCUUCUGUACAGACGGCGGUCAGGCCCCGGAGAGGGGGAGAGGCUAAUGAGAAGGCCUUGAGCCCCCCCUGCAGACAGAAGGGGACUCCCCCAAAGGCUGUGUGACACUGGGCCACUCCAGCCGGGGCUGACCUGGAGGGCCCACUACCAACAGUUCUCUUGUCCACAUCUGCCAUCGCCGUGUUGACACAUUGUGGCAGCUGGAAAAAAACAAACAACAAAAAAGCCACCUGUUGUAAAACCAGGAUCACAAAUGAAAGGGCCGAGGUCAAGCAGGCAACGUGAAUGAGGGGAGCCGCCCGGCAUGGGACCUCCUCAGGCUCGGGAUCUGUUCCUUUUCUCACAUUUGAUGGAUAAAGACACGGCACAGAGAACUUUCCCUCCCUGUGAGUGAAGGGCUGCUAGGGACAGAUGUGCAGGUUGUGCACUGUGCCAGGAUGCCACCCCAAGGGCAAGCCAUUCACACCAGCGUCGUCGUCUACUUGUGUAUUUAUUUGGAUGAUUUCCCCAGAGGGGGCAGUAAAGGGCCUCAUUCUGACUGAAUCUGUGUAUCGUGACUGAUUCUGACAGAGUGAAGGACCUGGGGUCCCGUGCUGACCCCACAGGCACUGUCAGUGCUGGUGGUAGAGUGACCGCAUAUCCUGGCCUACCUCGGAUCAUCCCAGCUGGCUUGUCCCAGAGAAAUUCUUACUAACCCCCCUUGCGGAAGCCCUCCCCCCACGCUAGGGUGACCCCUUAGUUGGUCAAGCCGGCUAGAAGGAGCUGUGCCCAAGGAACCGAAUGACGAGCAGCCACCGGGGUCGGGGAGACAAUAAGGCAUGGAGGGGAGCGGGGCGCGCCUUGCCAGGGGCCUUGGCCUCGUUUCCGCUCAGUUGCCGCCUUUCGCCAGCAAACAUCCGAGACAGCAGGAGCAGCUGCCAGCCGCCGAGCCUCCUGGCUGAAGCUCGCCUUUCGUAUUUAAACACCGUGGUCCCUGGCGUUAGCUUCCAGAACGCGUCCUCCUGAGGCUGUACCUCCAGUUCGAGCAGCACAAUUUACACGUGACGUUGUCUUGUUUUUUUUUUUUUUUUUUAAAGACAAACGAUGCCAUGAGUAAAAAAUGUAAAAUAAAG